AAAGCCAUUUGUUCUAAAUGCUGGUGUUGCUACAGUUCAAUCUAAUGAUCAAGAAGAGACUCAAGUUGUCAAGUCAAUCACAGAGGAUGAAGACAAGGCAAUUAAAGCGAAGGUGCAGUUGAUGAAGGAAACACUAAAAUCGAUGCAAGGUGUCCAAACCAAUAAACCGGUUGACAUCUCAUCUUUGUGCUUUUUCCCAAACAUUCAACUACCCCAUAAGUUUAAAUUGCCUGAGUUUGAUAAGUACAAUGGCACUGGUUGUCCUUAUGCCCACUUGACGAUGUAUUGUAGGAAGAUGGCUCCUUAUGCCAAUGACGAGAAGCUAAUGAUACAUUACUUUCAUGACAGUCUGACAGGUCUUGCAGAUGCUUGUUGGUUGUUGUGGGAGAACAAGUGGAGGAUGGUUGUUGUGGGAGAACAAGUGGAAGAUGGAAUCAAGUCUGGGAUUAUCAUGGAUUAUCAAGCAAUGAAGAGUCUCCUUGAACAAUACCAAAAUGAUAGUUCAGGGGUUUCUAGUUCAAAGAAAGUGGGCCAGAAUCAAAAGAAGGAGAAUGAGAAUAGCACUAUAAGUUCAGUUUAUGAGGCACAUAAUCAGUCACGAGGGCAGUUCAACAAUCGGUUCCAAGCUCCAACUUAUCAAUCAACGGCUUUCAUAAGUCAAUCAAAACCUGUUUAUGCCUCUGGGACAAGUCGUCCACAACAAGAGAAAAAGAGACGUUAUUUUGAUAAACUUCCAACGUCAUAUACUGAAGUGUUUCGACAGUUGAUAGCAGCUAGGCUUGUUACCCCCGUACCUAUGGUGCCAUUAAAUCCACCAUUUCCAAUAUGGUAUAACCCACAAGCAAGAUGUGAAUACCAUAGUGGAGGUGUUGGGCAUGACCUUGAAAAUUGUCUUGCUUUAAAGCACCGUGUCCAAGAUCUAAUAGAUGCAAAGGAGUUACAAAUUACAUCAGAACCUGAGGUUGUUGGUCCAAAUGUCACUAAAAACCCUUUACCCACACAUGAUGGUCCAACAGUUAAUAUGAUCGAGAAAGACUCCGAUAAAGGUCAUGAGGUGACUACAUCAACAAAUAAUGAUGGUUUGAGCACUUCUUUUGAGAAGUUGAGCAUAUGUGUCAUUGAUGAAGCAAAGGGUGAUGACAAGCUUAUUUUGCCUACUCAUGGUGAAGCUUUAGACAACAAGAUAGUGGAGAUUCUUCCUGUUCCUAUCAUUAAAUCGUAAGAUGUGUCAAUCUUCUUGUGGUUGAGCUUGUGACCAUGAGAAGAGAUGGUUAAAACAAGCCUUUUAUAUUUUAUGAAGCAUUGUAGGCAUGACAAAUAAUGUUCCAUUUAGUCCAUUUCAAUCAAUGAUGUUACUUUCA
Molecule: messenger RNA, 1361 nt
Organism: Rubroshorea leprosula
Lineage: Eukaryota; Viridiplantae; Streptophyta; Magnoliopsida; Malvales; Dipterocarpaceae
Source: the annotation of a GenBank genome assembly